AGUUGGAUAAGCCGGUUCAAUACAGUUUUCGUAAUUUUUUUUAAGAUUCUGAGAUAAAGAGAAAUCUAAGUGGAGAAAUGAUCAUUUUUCUGAGCGUAGUUCCCUUUUUAUUGGUUAUCAGUGGGUGCGAUGCGGCUGGCGGUGGUUGCAUUAGUGGUGGCUGCUUUGGACCAGCCAAAGAGAAAGAGGUAGUAAGCAUCGAUGAUUUUCAUUAUACCGGAGAUCCAGUUACAUUUGCUUGCAUUAGCUCGUCAUCUCAAACUGCAUUCUUUGUGGCUGAAGCCAAUAGCAAGAUACCAGUGCACUUAGUUGGAAGAUUAGACAAUGGGAAAGGCAUGUCACUGUUUUUCUUGGGCAUUGGAAAUGUGGUUAGCCUUAAAAAUGGUCUACUUUUUGAUUUUGCAAAUGAAUGGUUCACCGUGUCUGGAAAUAAUGUUUGUUUCAUAUCGUAUGCUUUUAAAAAAACUCCUUCGAGUGGAUUGUUCAACGAUUUAGACAAAAUGGUGACCACCAGACGGUUUGAGUAUGUGGCAAAGUUGGCACGUGAUUUGAUCACGGGCAUAAUAGAAAAGGGUGCAACGCGAAAUUUCAGUCUAAAAAGCAUGUCACAGGUUGAUGUGAGUGGUUUUAGUUUUGGUGCACAUAUUGCUGGACGAACUUGUCAAUACUUAGAAGAAAAAACCGGCGAAAAAGUUCGAAUGUUAUUGGCUUUGGAUCCAUCAAAAACACCUCCAAUAUUAGUGUCGAAACCAUUGAAUACGAUCAAAAAAGGGCACGCAAAAUAUGUUCAAGUGAUUCAUACGUCAAAAGUGGCCGGACAAUGGGAUCGACUUGGUGACAUUGAUGUGUACGUUCGAUUUCAACCGGAAACGUCAUUUUUCCGUGCCAUUGACGAUAAGCAUUCAUUGAGCUUUUUUAUACAUGUUGCAACAGCAACCAAACGACUUUAUCUCGUUGCUGACCAAAAUGAAAAGGGAAAGGGUACAGUAAUAGCCACUGAACCAAUGCCAAAGGCCAACGAAUGUCUAGUUGGUAUUUAUGGGAAUUUCGAUUCAAAUAUUCCCGGUGGAAAAUAUGUAAUUUCAUUGAAAAAUCAGUCGGAUGUGUUUUGGGCAGCUCUUGGUAAAUUAUCAAAUAACCGAAUCUUUUUUUAAAAAACCAUGGCAGCAGAUCUUGUGAGCGCUUCGAAAAAAUAAUUGAAAUCAUCACGAUUUAAACGGUUCAUAGCAAUAAAAAUUGAAAUGAAUGAAAACAA
Messenger RNA from Contarinia nasturtii (swede midge), 1255 nucleotides. RefSeq lists its product as uncharacterized. Gene Ontology annotation, molecular function: lipase activity. Lineage: Eukaryota; Metazoa; Arthropoda; Insecta; Diptera; Cecidomyiidae. The coding region runs from base 78 to 1154 and encodes 358 amino acids. The record is from RefSeq and is a predicted model, not a curated record. The transcript is spliced from 5 exons.